CAUUUCAGCUAAAGCGUGAACAUUGGCAGCUAUGGAUCCGUGCGCGCAACAUCCAGCGCGCUCCAUGCGUCUCUCAUCCAGCCCCCCUCAUUUCAGCUCAAAUGUCACGUCACUCCUGCUUCUUCUCAAACCAGUUUCAUGCUGGGGACCAGGCACCUGCCCUCAUCUGGACUUUAGCCUACCUCUUCUGGACUUUUGCAAAGCCAGAUCGUUUUCAAAUGGAGAUCUGUUUGACGUUAUAUCGUCUCUGAAGUGGAAAAAGGCCCGAUUUGAACGUACAAUCUAAAGUAGCAUAUGUUUGGAAGGAUUAUAUCGCACACUUUGCACGAUGACUGCGAUGGGAAUUUGGUGCGUUUUAUGGCUCCCCACAUUCGCUCUCACUUCAGCCGCUCCGAAUUCAAACCAGCGACUUCUGGAGAAGACGACUGAACAGAACCACACUUUGCAAGUUGAAAGAGACAACCAAGAAAAUAUAUUAAGUCAGCUGCUGGGUGAUUAUGACAAAGUGAAAGCGCUUGCGGAAGGCUCUGACUGUGGCUGUAAAUGUGUUGUCAGACCUCUGAGCGCGAGCGCGUGCCAGCGGAUCCGGGACGGUCACGCGACGCCUCAGGAUUUCUAUACGGUGGAGACCAUCACAUCAGGACCCCACUGCAAAUGCGCAUGCAUUGCCCCUCCGUCGGCUUUAAACCCCUGUGAGGGCGACUUCCGGUUGAAGAAGCUGCAACAGGCUGGGAAAGAUAAUAUUAAGCUGUCAACUAUACUGGAAUUGCUGGAGGGUUCCUUCUAUGGCAUGGAUCUAUUGAAAUUGCAUUCAGUCACUACAAAGCUUCUUGAUCGCAUGGACACUAUGGAAAAAAUGGUCUUAAACAACCAGACCGAGGAGAAGUCGAACACAAUGAGCACCUCUCCAAAUCCACAGCUGCCCACGUCUUCACCUGCAACUCUGCCUCCACAGCUGCAGGAGAAGAGGACGAGUCUGAAGGAGCAGAAUGAAGAGGCAGCUGCUUUUCAGCACAAGGAGAGUAAAUAUGAGGAAAAGUUUGUGGGAGAUCUUCUGAAGAGAAGCGGAUCAGACCUAAACAAGGCCGUCGCAGCUUUGCAAGAACAAGAGCGCCAAGGAAGGGAGAAGCAACCAAAAAUAAUUGUUAAGGGGAUCACAUACUAUAAAUCUGACCCAGUGGAUGAGACAAACACAGAGGAGAACUUCGAUGAUAAUCACAGUGGUGACAGCCCAAUUGAUCUCUUUGCCGAUGAGCAGUUCCUUCAUCACAAAGCUCGCCACUUCAGGCCGAUCCUCAAAGCGUGGUCUGUCCGACCAAAACCAAAGAGUGAAGUUUCAAAAGGGGGAGAUGCACGAAAUGGUCAUCAAACUCAAUUUACUGGACUGUUGGGCUCUGCCUUGCAGAUUAAAACCCCUAUUGAACCAGUAUCUGUUCAAACUGAAACCAGUCGUUCCACCACAGACAACUCUAAAGGAGAUGAAAGAACCACAGCGACACUUACUGUGAUGGAUAAUUUGAAGGUCACCAUCCCCAAGGAACAUACUAACCCUCAAACCAUCAUCAAAAAAAUGGAGGCAAGCAACGUGGAGCCCUCAACUCCAUCUGUAAAACAAGCUCAAAACAUGUUGGUCAGGUCAUUCAAUCUGGGCCACAUAAAAACAAAUGAGUCAGCCACAGCAGCUGCUGCUAAAGUGGUGGCUGCACAGCCAAACCUAUCAGAGAUUACCACCAAUGGGACUAUUAAAAAACAAACAUAUGUAUCUUCUCUGACUGAAAGUGGAAUUGUGAACAAGGGAAAUCUGAAAGAAAAUGCUUCUCACACUGGUAAACCUCCAUUUUCAAUGGAGAGCUUAACUCAAAGCACAUUUAGGGGAAUAACAUCAUUACCAACUCCUCAUUCGGACACUUUAACAGUCACAGAAAGCUCACUGGGAUCAGCUGCUCACACAAGAGCUGCUACCACCAUUGUGAAGUCACCUCAUGUCACUGAAAGCAAGGCAGACUCAGUUACCUACUUACCCAAGAUGACUCCUAAACAGACAUUAACCUCAGUGUCAUCUUUGAGGACCACUAAAAAAACUACCACAGCAACAACAACAACUACUACUACAACCACAAGCAAACCUGGCAAACGCAAAUAUAGCAUAAGCUGGGAUGAAGAGGAAGAGGUAGUGGUAGAGGAGGAAAUGGAAGGAGUGAAAGCCGUAAAAACUAUGGUGGAAAAGAGUGUGGGAGAGGAACCUCAAAGGAAGCCAGGAAUGUGUAAAGACACCUUGGCCACAAUCUCAGAGCCUGUCACACACAAUUCAUACGGUCGAAGCGAGGGCGCUUGGAUGAAGGAUCCACUGGCUCAAGAUGACAAGAUCUAUGUCACAAACUAUCAUUACGGCAACAACCUACUGGAAUUCCGCAACAUGGAUGUCUUCAAACAAGGCCGCUUCACUAAUUCCUACAAGCUGCCUUAUAACUGGAUCGGCACUGGCCACGUGGUCUACAAAGGUGCUUUCUACUACAACCGCGCAUUCUCACGAGACAUUAUUAAGUAUGACCUGCGGUUGCGUUACGUGGCUGCCUGGACCAUGCUCCAUGACGCAGUGUUUGAUAAUGACGACGUGUCUACAUGGAGAUGGAGAGGAAACUCGGAAAUGGAUCUGGCCGUCGACGAAAGCGGGCUUUGGGUGAUCUACCCAGCGCUGGACGACGAGGGCUUCUUGCAGGAAAUGAUCGUCUUGAGCCGCCUGAACCCCAAUGAUUUAAGCAUGAAGCGUGAAACCACAUGGAGGACCGGGCUCCGACGCAAUCGUUACGGUAAUUGCUUCAUCGUAUGCGGCGUUCUUUACGCGACAGAUAGCUACAAUCAGCACGAUACUAAAUUGUCCUAUGCCUUUGACACCCACACCAACACUCAGGUGAUCCCUCACCUGCCUUUCAGCAACAACUAUACUUACAUCACUCAGAUCGAUUACAACCCCAAAGAGAGGGUGUUGUACGCCUGGGAUAACGGACAUCAAGUCACUUAUAAUAUUCAGUUUGCAUAUGUAGACCCACUGUAGACCCUAACGGCAGAGCAAGUACAUCCUUUGCACAAAAUAGAAGAAACCAUAAAUGUGUUUAAGUGGAUUGUGGAUCAGUUCACUCAGCUUUUCUUAACUUGAUGUAGUUUAAUGUACUUGCUGUAAUGUUUUCAUAGUGUAAAAAUUGACUUGUAUUGUUACAUUUAUGGCGGAAACAAAGGAACUUGUUGUAAACUGAAUUUCUUAACACCCCUACACUGCAGCUAUAUGAGCUUUGCGGUUUACACUGAUGGCCAUUUCUUUAGAUAUUGUCGCUUGCUUUUGCACUAGGAAUCAAAGCUCUUUAUGUGUAUAGCUAUACCUCUCGUACGACUGGCAGAAUUAUGAAGAAGUUUUUAGGUGUUGUAUUCUUAAAUCCAUUAGGAUACAUUGUAUAUACUGUAAUAUAAAAGCUAAAACAUGGAAUUGAUGAAUGUAAAAAAUACAGUUUGUAUUUUCAUAAGCAUAUCUCUUUUUUUUAACAAACUAUCACUUGGAUAUAAAAAAAGUUGUAUCAUUUCAGUAGAACACGAGUAGACAGUGUUUUGGGCACAUUUUCAUUGUGGUGUUUUUCAUCAGCACAUUUGAAGUUUUUUUUUUUAAUUCUAUAUUGUUGGUAUUCUUUUUGUGCAUACUUUUUUUGCAAUUUCAUUUGAAACUCUUUUAGCACUUGUGAAAUUCAAAUCUCUGUCUGACUCAGAAAAUUGCUGCAAUAAAAUGAGUUGAAAUAAGA
Messenger RNA from Cyprinus carpio (common carp), 3788 nucleotides. RefSeq names its product olfactomedin-like protein 2B. The coding region runs from base 329 to 3055 and encodes 908 amino acids. NCBI's taxonomy places the organism in Eukaryota, Metazoa, Chordata, Actinopteri, Cypriniformes, Cyprinidae. The record is from RefSeq and is a predicted model, not a curated record. Gene Ontology annotation, biological process: signal transduction. The transcript has 8 exons.